Messenger RNA from Guillardia theta CCMP2712, 1447 nucleotides. RefSeq lists its product as hypothetical. Gene Ontology annotation, biological process: signal transduction. Bases 46 to 1419 code for a protein of 457 amino acids. Lineage: Eukaryota; Cryptophyceae; Pyrenomonadales; Geminigeraceae. The transcript has 7 exons. The record is from RefSeq and is a predicted model, not a curated record. Gene Ontology annotation, cellular component: nucleus; nucleotide-activated protein kinase complex; cytoplasm. Gene Ontology annotation, molecular function: protein kinase binding.
GCGGUGGAACUAGUGAAGGACGGGAAGAGGAGGCUGGAGGAGAAGAUGAUGAAGCAUGAGUUCCUUCAAGUGGACUUGUACGCCGUCACUCACAACUUCGAGGUCGACGAGUCUCAAUGGGAGCUCUUCGUCUGCGAGUUCUACGGUAAUGACAAGAACCGAAAGCGAAGAGAGAGGAAGAUGAAGCUCGCGCGGAGAAACAACACCAUCGCCAUGGCGACGAGGGGAGAGGGAGUCCUUGCACUCCGAGGAUCGACCUUGUGGACAUCAUCAUUCAAGCAGAAGUCUGAUGUGGGACAAGUGUGGUACAAGUACUUCCUGCAGCGAAAAGGCUGGAGGAGGAAGACGCGGGUGUGGGAGAGCGGCUGUUUCCGCCGGUUCGACACUUCGCUGGGGUACAACAAGAUGAUCAUCGAGGACGUGUUCAAACUCUCGCUGCAUCCUCUGAGCGAGCGGAUCCCCCGGCAGUACCUUGACGAGGACGUGGAAGUUGACAGGCAGGUCAAAGUUCCCUUCUGGUCCGACGAGGGCGAUGUGAACCUCCUCCUCGUCCUCGACACGGGAGUCAAGAAAACUUCUCCAGUCCGUCGCUUCUGCGGCAACCUCCUGCAGGUUCCCAUGGGAUGCCUCAGCUCCGUCAGCGAGCAGAUCGCGGCAGCUCGGAGGAACUUGCUGGACUUUGUCACGAGGCAGGAGCUGGAAAUCAACUGGAUGACGACCCCGGACAUGCCCCCGCACUGCCAUCCCAAGGAGGUGGUGCUGGUGGACUCCUACAACCAGUGGAGCAAGAAGACUGUGAUGAACCGCCUCGCCUACGGCAUCAACGAGUUCAGGACCACCCUCAAGCUCCCGGCUGGACAGCAUCAGCUCGCUUUCUAUGUCGACGGCGAGCGGUUGUGCUCCCCGAACUAUCCGCUGAUAGAGGUGGAGGGCAGCGAGGACUACAACAACAUUAUCUCCAUCAGGCACUCUCCAACUAUCCUCAGAAAGCUCUCGCUGCUCUUGCUGGGAAUUUUUAACCCGAGGAACCUUCUGUCGUUUCAGUUCCUCGUGGUUAACGCGGUGAUGAAGCUCGACUUGUUGACUGUCGACGACAUCAUGCUGUUGUCAAAGAACCCAACCCUGUCUUACAACGCGGCCAGGGAGCACCUUGUGCGGAAUUUCCUUCGGCAGUCCAAGGAGUACAUCAUGUACGUCAUAGAGAUGCCAAUGAAGGCGGCGAGGAGCAUCCGGCGCAUCCUCAGCCUCUUAGACUCAGGUGAGGAACAAAUUUGUUGCGACCAAGACACGUUGCAGCGAUUGAAUAAGCUGGAGGAGGUCGACGCGUUGCACAGCCAGCUGCAGGAGAGGAGGACGAUGGCGAUGCUGGCUACGAGAGCUGUGCAACUGGAGACUGUCUGUCUAGCCAUGAGCGUUUGAAGCUUCAUAAAGUCCGUGACUAAAUCCG